AUGGUCACUAUCGGUGAUGCUCCCGACAGUUUGAAUGAUAACAAAAACGGCACAAACAGUCCGAAGUUUGAGUCUCUUCCAGAGAUCUUUAUUGCAAAUAUCAAUGGUGAAGGGAAGUGCGUUACUUUCGAGGACCAAGACGUUAGCUUCCCUCUUCCGGGUCCCAAGGUCAUUGGGAAGUCUGAUUCCAAGGGAUACAAUUGCACUGAAGAUGCUGCAUUUCUGGACAAGAGUCCAACUAAGCAAGAGCCCAAUCCUAAAAACAACUCAGGCCAGACAACGCUACAUGUGUCCGACCUCAAACUGCAAAUAAUCCCCAUACUUUUCUGUUUGCUGGUGAAUUAG
Messenger RNA from Penicillium manginii, 345 nucleotides. RefSeq lists its product as uncharacterized. NCBI's taxonomy places the organism in Eukaryota, Fungi, Ascomycota, Eurotiomycetes, Eurotiales, Aspergillaceae. Bases 1 to 345 code for a protein of 114 amino acids. The transcript has a single exon. The record is from RefSeq and is a predicted model, not a curated record.